This is a messenger RNA of Mytilinidion resinicola, 1628 nucleotides long. Its product is annotated as mannose-P-dolichol utilization defect 1 protein. The record is from RefSeq and is a predicted model, not a curated record. Bases 478 to 1359 code for a protein of 293 amino acids. The transcript is spliced from 2 exons. NCBI's taxonomy places the organism in Eukaryota, Fungi, Ascomycota, Dothideomycetes, Mytilinidiales, Mytilinidiaceae.
AUUUCUAAGAGUCAUGGAAAGCCCCUCAGUAGUUUGUGUCAAUAACUCAAACUCAUGGUUCGUUCUUUAGAUCUGUUGUCCCAUCGGAGCAUUCCAGCCCAGCUAUGCACGCGGGGCAUAGAUAAAGUGGCACUCUGAGUUUAAACAAGCCGCGCGGUGAGUGUGUACACCUGUAUGCCACUGCUUGGGUUGCUUCAAUGUAUUGAAAGCUUGAGCGUGAUAGAAGCUCUUCACCUUGGGCGGUUUCAAAAGUCGUUUACGCACUCCAAGCACUGGCAAGCAGGUGUAGACUUAGAGAGGACUUUUUGAGUGUGCCACUUCUUUCCGGCCUAGCGUGCCAUGUUCGGUCAGCCAGGGUCCGCGGUGAAUACCGAGAAAGUCCGACCUGCAGACACCAUCUCUUGUCGCGGGACUUUCUACAUCUCAUAUCAACACCAUUCUUCGUCUCUCCAUCCAAUAUUCCAACUCUCCCCGAUCAUGGAGUCCGCUCUGGGGUCCGUUCGGUCGCUGCUCCAGCCAAUAACCCAUAAUCUCCCCGCCCCGAUCACCUCCGCUGGCCGCAGCUUGCUCGGCCCAUUCUGCUACAAGACACUGGUACUCGACAUCGACCCGCUCACCUCGCCGGAAUGCCUCAAGCUCGCCAUUAGCAAAGGGCUCGGCAUCGGAAUCAUCGGCGCCAGCUCGAUCGUCAAGAUCCCACAGCUCAUCAAGCUCAUCAACUCGCAAUCCGCCGCCGGGGUCUCCUUCCUCUCCUACCUUCUCGAAACCAGCUCCUAUCUGAUCAGCUUGAGCUACAAUGUGCGACACGGAUUCCCAUUCAGUACGUACGGCGAGACGGCUCUGAUCCUGGUCCAAAACGUGGUUAUUGCCUCGCUGGUGUUGAGAUACUCCAGGCAGAGCGCCGGGGCUGCAGCAUUCAUUGCAGGUCUUGGGGCGGCGGGUGCAGCGUUGUUCCAGGAGAAUGUCGUCGAUGUGAAGCAGUUGGCUUGGCUACAGGCUGGUGCGGGAGUUCUGGGUGUUGCGAGCAAGGUUCCGCAGAUUUAUGCUGUCUGGAGCGAGGGUGGAACUGGCCAGUUGAGCGCAUUUGCGGUCUUCAACUACCUUGCCGGCUCUCUCUCCCGCAUCUUCACCACUCUACAAGAAGUCCCCGAUCCGCUCAUCCUGUACGGCUUCAUAGCCGGUUUCGCACUCAACCUCGUGCUCGCCGUACAGAUGGUCUGGUACUGGAAUAGCAGCGGAAGCAAGAAGACAAAGUCUUCCAAGCUUGAGCGCCCAAUUGUAUCUGACACGAAGAAGGCUGUGGGAAGCAGCACUAGCAAGAGUAAGGCGAAAACGCCGACUACUCGACGUAGGGGAUAGAUUGAUCAAUAAAUUCCGCAUUUUCUCAUUCUGCGACUGGCUUACGGCCAAAAUCGACUCUGACUAUGAUGGGUUGUAGCUUUGUGUGCCCAUACAGAAGCUAUUCUUGAAUUCUAAUCUUUUAAUCAAACUACGACUCAAGCGCUCCAAAGCGAACACUCUGUGAAAUUCCUAUACCGUAGACUACACGAUUUGGUCCUACUCAAAAACGGCGUGGCAUAAGUAGCACUACCUACUUUGGACUUUUACAUAGAAAGGCCUUAGGACGC